GGGCAACUCCUCAGUUCGAAGUAAGCACGCGUCGCGACAGCCCGUGUCGUACGAUUUCGGUACGAUUCCGUGAAUUUUUAAUACCGAUGUUCGAACGUGCUUUUCCGACUCGAUAAAACACUUUUCCCAUAAUUUCCCUCUAACUUGCCGUUCAAUAUUUUUUGUUUAGUUAAGUGUAGGUUAUUUUAUGUUGAUGAAUCGUGUGUGGGUUUACUAACGUGGUGUCUUGAGUUCUUGAAGUGUAUAAGAGAAGAGAUUUUCAGGCGGACGUAGUGAAAGUUAUUCAUCAGGGAGAAGCGGCAUGGCAUGAGCGGCCGCGUGGGCGCGACAUGCGGCGAGCGCCGCUCGCGCAGCCCGCCGCCGUCGCUCUUGCGCUCUCCGUGCUGCUGCGGUUCGUUGAUGCCGGUUCAAUGGGUCCAGGCGUGCCCGAGAAUAUAACUGUGACCUUCUUGAAUCCAACCACGGUGCGCGUCUCGUGGUCAACCACGGCGGACUUGGUCGAGAAGUAUGACGUCACGUACAAGCCUUCAGACGCUAGUUACAGAGUGGUGCUGGAGGUGGCUGGCAACUCGGACGCAGUGAUCCUUAGCGGGUUAGAAGCAGAUACGCAGUAUCAAGUCACUGUAGCCGCUCUUUGGGGCGGCCACAAGUAUAGAAGCAGGCCUAUUGUCUUCCGCACGCUGGAGCCCCCACGGACUUCGCCACAGCAGGACGGGGGGUUGGGAACACCCCGCUCCACCGUGUCGCCGCCCGAGCCGUCGCCCACAUUUCCAACGAUACGGGGCGUGGAGAUUGGAAUAGUCGUUCUAGUGUUAAUAGUCUGGAUCGGUGCCAUUGCUCUAUUCUUCAAUAGAUGGGGCAAGAUCCGGAUGUUGCUACCGUACCAGCCCGAUUACAAACAAGAACAGCUAAAGGUGCCAGGAAGCAGCGCUUUAGCUGCUGCGACAGCGGGAGGGACUUGUGGAGCACAUUCAGCGCCUUCCGCUUGUUCGGAUAUUGGAAACCAUUCUGAUCACAUGCGUUGGUCACACACGCACACACAAAGCCUGGAGUGCGAGGAGCAUCUACUAGCGAGGUGUAGUAACCGGCCGAGGGUGAAUUCCGCCAUCUUCGUGUCCGCCGAGCCAACUGGUUUCGCGGGCUUUGAUCCGAGUGAAUUCCUCAGGAGGCACGGAUCGCAAUCGCAGCUGUGUCGUAAAGCCAGGUCAGCAGACAACAUACCUCUGACAACGAUGAGUGAUUCAUCAGAACGGCUGUGCACAGUCAAAGCACCUCGAGAGGAGACGAUCAACGAAGAAGGGUGCAAAUCAGAUGACAGUGGUAGUGUUGAGACGGUAAAGCACUUCGGUCUACCGAUCCUCUCCGUAUCCGGACCCUCGCCCCCGGACGAGGACUACGACCAAAUAGAUGAGUACCUGUAGCAUUUCCAUACCGGUUUCCAGCUGAAAUACGUGCUGGAAAAGAUGCGGCCGCCUUGGCCGAGUCCUGCACAAAGUCCCUAAGAAAUAGACUUAUCUACAAGAAGUAUAAACUAUCGCACUGAUCUCUGUAAACUAUUACAAACUUGCGUUAUUCUCUCGUGUAUAUUGUGUGUGAAAAGUGUUUUGUGAUUGCAUAUAUAUGCUACAACGAAUUUUUAAAGACUCUCGGCUGAUCUAUCGCUAUUUCAAGUGUGUCUUGAUGAGGGACCAUGGACAUUUUCGUCGUGUUUUGUCAAAUAUUCAACUGAUUUUUAACUCGAAAUUCAGUAAACGAAGGUCUGAGCCGAUAAGACAUUAAAAAGCAAAUCAGCUCAUUGGAACUUGGUGAAAGUUUGUAGAGUUGUAGUUGGUAGUGUCUUGAACAACUUAUUAAAAGUCUUUGAGGUAGCAUUACUUAGGUUAAUAUGUGAUAUCAGGUGAAAGAAGUUAUAGAUGUACUCCUUGACUGAGAUGUUUCUUAGGGUAUAGUGCGAGUUAUAGAAGGAUGACAGCAACGUAGCUUUGCUUGAUUUACGGCAACUGUCACCCUUGCCAUAGCUAUAGUUGUUACUUUUUCAGUUUUACUCAAAAAUCUCAAAAAUAAUUUAGAACGAUAAUAAACUAAAUUUGUAUACAAAAAACCUUUUUCACUUCAAUUAAAAAAAGGUAAGUGGGCUGACCCACAGGUCGCGGUCGCAUCUUACUGUUUCAUUUCCUCGCAAUGGAAGUGAAACGCAGAGUGUACGAGUAUAACUCGCCUUCGGCUCGGGUACAUAAACGUGUCUGAUAAAACGGCUUGUUUAUGCCCCUGUGGUAGAGCUUGUCUAUUUUAAAAUGACGCGUCCCACCACCGCAAUUUACACAUCUAAGUGAACAAAAUUAUGUAGUGGGGCGCGUCAUUUCAAAAUAGACAAGCUCUACAAUCUAUUAUUUUGCAUCAUUCUUAUUAGGUGGUUUAGUUUCAAAGUACUAGCAGUGUUUAACUGAAAUCUAUAUUUUAGAAAAGAGGGCCAUACAUUUUGUCUCCCCAUCUCUUGAGAUUUCAAGUGAGUAUAUUGUUCUGGACACUCCCUUCCGUGACUUUGCCUAACGUACAUAUUAUAUAAAUUUAAUUUGGCAUAUUUAGGCACUCCUUCGUUUACUGACUUAUACAUCUGUCUCUAUUGAGUGUUUAGAUAAAUAAUAUCGAAAUUCGGUAAUCUAAUUUUAAUCUAAUUAUCACAUAAUAUAGAUUGUAAGGGACUGCACAAUAUAUUUAAAAAGAUUUAUCGAAAUUUAACUGUGCCACUUUAAAUAUUACCCUAUUUUAUGAAUUAACCAAUGUCUAUGAUAGUAUUUUUCCUAAGCAAUCUAUAUGUAAGUUUAAUGAGCUUUGGUAUUGUAAACCUUAACAAAAUUACUUUAUGCACUGUACAUAGGACGGAUUUUUUGAUCUUUAGCAUACAUUUAUUUUAUUGUAAUUUAUUGUAAAUAUUAUCUGAAUGUU
Maniola jurtina (meadow brown) is the source of this 2946-nucleotide messenger RNA. Its product is annotated as fibronectin type III domain-containing protein 5. The coding region runs from base 330 to 1421 and encodes 363 amino acids. The transcript is spliced from 10 exons. NCBI's taxonomy places the organism in Eukaryota, Metazoa, Arthropoda, Insecta, Lepidoptera, Nymphalidae. The record is from RefSeq and is a predicted model, not a curated record. Gene Ontology annotation, molecular function: protein binding.